Messenger RNA from Hemibagrus wyckioides, 1929 nucleotides. It is a transcript of the gene las1l, whose product is annotated as LAS1 like ribosome biogenesis factor. Lineage: Eukaryota; Metazoa; Chordata; Actinopteri; Siluriformes; Bagridae. The transcript is spliced from 13 exons. Gene Ontology annotation, molecular function: endonuclease activity. The record is from RefSeq and is a predicted model, not a curated record. Gene Ontology annotation, cellular component: preribosome, large subunit precursor; Las1 complex. The coding region runs from base 158 to 1864 and encodes 568 amino acids. Gene Ontology annotation, biological process: maturation of 5.8S rRNA; maturation of LSU-rRNA.
UUCACACCGGCACAAACCGGAAGUCUGUGCGGUCUUCCUCUCCCCCGUGUUGUUUGUAUCAGUGUUCCUUUUAUUGUUUGUUGUUUAUUUAUCUAUCCCGGUCAUCAGCACAGUCUCCGCGCAGCGCAGCGCGUGCGCCCGGUUCCUCGGUGUGGAGAUGAAGAAGAAGCGCGCGGAGAAACGUCGCCAUGUUGUCGCCUGGAUGAACAAAGCGGAGUGGGAGCAGGUGGUGGAUUACCUGCACUCCCGCGAGCCCGCUUUACAGACGCACGCGCUGCAUAGGAUCACCGCGUGGAAGGGCAGGUUUGGACCCAGUACCCCAGUGGCUGUAGAGAGCACGGCGAACCUGGUGCGCUGUCAGAUUCUGGACCGGAGCGGGAAACUGGAGCGAGAUGACUUGGUGCUGCUGUACGGCUUGGCCCUCACCAGGUUUGUUAAUCUGAUUUUGGAGCGAAAGCAGGGCCGUGUGGCCAAACCGCUGCGACGCCUCGCCAGCACUAUGAAUAUUCCAGAGUGGAUUGUGAAUCUGAGACACGAGAUCACACACCGCAGACUUCCCACGCUCAAAUGGUGCCGCAAAGGGUGCGAGUUUGUGUUAAACUGGCUGCAGCAGCAGUACUGGUCUCGGCAGCUCAGCGGUCUGUCAGACUGGAACUCUUCAUCUGAGGAUGAGGAGGAUGAAGAAGAGAGCACAAGAAGACAAGAGGAGGAAGUGAUGAAAAGACAGAAAGAGAUUGAGAGACACAAGAGAGCGAGAGAGCUGAUCAUCUCCUACGAACGAGAACAGUUCCAGGUGUUUGAGGAUUUGUUGAAGCAGGGCUCAGCGCGAGGUUCAUGGCCCAAUGCCAGUGCUGACCUCAGCUGGAUCCUCGCACAGAUACAACAACUCAACAUGGAGGCCAGAGAUGCUGUGAUCAAUACAUUAGUGCAGGACGGGUUUCUGAUCCCGACUGCAGAGCAGCUGGACUCCCUGAACAUUGACCCUUCAGAGGAGCUGUUGGACCCGUUAGCCCCGUGUGUUCCUCCAGAGUUCCUCCGGUUCUGGUUGCCUCUGCUGAAGGUUGUGAACUCGAGCUCAUUUAUUAAUCAGCUGCUGGAGAAGCUCUUCACUGAGCUGGCCACUGAACCGACCAAUCACAGAGCGUAUUACACUUCAGCCUGGAUCUCUGAGAUUCUCCACUGCAACGGCAGGAAUGAGUCAAAGGCCUUCAGGAGGAUGAGGAUGAUGAAGGAGCGGUUGUUUGUUAACAGAAUUCCGCUCCGAUGGCAUGAGCUCAUAUCCGUGUGUGUGAACGCACCGUGUGCUGCGACACCCUUCCUGCUGCAACAGAUUUUGAUGGACAUGGAUAAGCCCCUCCCCCUGGACACACAACGCAACUUGCUCCGCCUCUGCACCAUCUACACUCAGAGUCACCUUGGCAGCUGUUCACCUAGCAACCCAGACUCCUCCCACCCUGUCUACACACUCGAGAGCCUGCAGGAGAGAGUGGGCGGGUCCAACCAAUCACCCCACGAAGCCAGAGAAUUGCCAAUGGCUCCGCCCACACAGGAAUUGCAGGAGCAGCUAAGUGCAGAAACAGUUCAGGAAAGAAAUGCAGCUUUACGAGGGUCAGCGUGGAGUGUGUGUACAGAUAAGGUUCCCUGGAAGCAGUACCCUCUGGGGAAGGUUCCGGGUCAGACGGAUGAUCCGUCGUGUCUGAUGGUGGAGACGUACUGCACACUGACGGUGUUCGACCAGCAGGUCAAAGGUCACGGUCACUAUGGUAACCACAGUGUGCCUCUUCAGAACAGAACCGCAUCAGAUGGACCUCUGUGGACUCACAAUGACAUCACCAAGCUCAAAGCUGGACUAAAACUCUUCUAAAACACACACACACGUGUGUAUGCAUGUGUUAUGAAUUUUUCAUAUUAAAUUUUCUGGUGAAUUAA